Messenger RNA from Dermacentor silvarum, 560 nucleotides. RefSeq names its product centromere protein X-like. The record is from RefSeq and is a predicted model, not a curated record. The transcript has 6 exons. The coding region runs from base 42 to 386 and encodes 114 amino acids. Gene Ontology annotation, cellular component: FANCM-MHF complex; Fanconi anaemia nuclear complex. NCBI's taxonomy places the organism in Eukaryota, Metazoa, Arthropoda, Arachnida, Ixodida, Ixodidae. Gene Ontology annotation, molecular function: protein heterodimerization activity. Gene Ontology annotation, biological process: kinetochore assembly; resolution of meiotic recombination intermediates; replication fork processing.
GUAUACUACUUUGUGUCACGUGACCUCCAAGCUGAGGAAACAUGGCGGCAAAAGCGGGCGCUUCGAAACAAACGUCGAAAGAUCGAGUAGACGACGAACAUGUUGAAGUGUUGGACGACAACGCCGAAGUAGUCGCCAAUGAGAUGAUCACGCGGACGACGACGUUUAAAGUAAAGACCAUCCAAGAGCUGAUGAAGCUGAACUUUGAAGACGAGAAGACAAGGAUAAGUGCCGAUGCAGUCAAGCUGCUUGCAGAGUUCUUCCGGGUGUUUACAAUGGAAGCGGUACAAAGGGCCACUGAGCAAGCAAAGGUUCAGUGUGACACUGUCGUCACAACGGAGCACCUAGAGAAAGUUCUGCCGCAGUUGGUGUUUGACUUUCCUUGAAGAUUGUGCCUAGCCACUUCAACUACCACUUGUGCCAGACAGCCGGUGUUAACAAUAAAGCUAAGGUUUACAAUGCUGGUGCUGCUGUUAACUUGAAUAGAAGUCGUCAUUGUCAUCAUGUAUAUAUUUGUGUUCACAGUCUGAACUACUGAAAUAAAAUGCAUUUAUAACUGA